Messenger RNA from Phyllotreta striolata, 3853 nucleotides. The record is from the annotation of a GenBank genome assembly. NCBI's taxonomy places the organism in Eukaryota, Metazoa, Arthropoda, Insecta, Coleoptera, Chrysomelidae.
UAGCGAGCAACUUGUACGGCGCUUUACUUAUUUUUUCGUUGGAAAUCAUCGCGAAACUCUCAGCUAAUAAUAAAACUCCCAGCGUUCGCUUGUAACAAAAAUCGAAUUUAACAAACUUUUAAACUCUCGUUGAAUCAUCGGUCAAUUCAACACGAAUUUACGCCUAAACAAUUCGCCGAAAACCACUUGUUAACGGUUGAUUUGCGUUUUUUUACAGCGGCUUAUUCGAAUUAAAACGUUCGUUAUGUGAGCGAUAUACUGUUGCAGUGAAACUUUAAAUGCGAAAAUAUAUAGUGAUGGUCCGGUUAACGGUUUGCGCCCUUUGGGGUGUCUUUUUGUUAUGCGUUUUUCGUCCUGCAGAAGGCUAUUCAUUUCAAGAAGAAUGGUACGCUGCUAAACUGCUGAGUGAGCCCAGCUUCGGUCAUCCGAUACAGAACGUGACCAUAGCAGUGGGACGAGAGGGCGUUCUAAUUUGUAACGUGAAGCAUUUAGGAAAAUACAAGGUCGCCUGGGUAAGGGCCGAGGAUCAGACCAUUCUCAGUCUCCACACGAGAGUGGUAACUCAUAACAAUCGCGUGAGCGUCACCCACGACGAUUCGGAAACGUGGAAACUGCGGAUCAGGCCGGUGAAGGAGUCGGACAGGGGAUGCUACAUGUGCCAGAUAAACACCCAGAUACUCAAAUCGCAGAAGGGCUGUCUGGACGUGUUCGUGCCUCCUGAUAUACUCAACGAAGACACCAGCGGCGAUAUGUCGGUGUCGGAGGGAGAGAACACCACCUUGGUGUGCAAAGCAGCUGGUCACCCGACACCCCGGAUUGUUUGGAGAAGGGAAGACGGGCAUCCCAUCAUGGUGAGAAGGAACUUACGGGAAUACAACAAAGUUGAGACUUACAACGGCUCGAGCCUGCAUUUUUGGAGACUGGACCGUCGACAAAUGGGAGCUUAUUUGUGCAUCGCCAGCAACGACAUCCCUCCGGCAGUCAGCAAAAGGAUUUCAUUAAGCGUCAACUUUGCUCCUGUUAUAAAAGUUCCUAAUCAACUGCUGGGAGCACCUGUGGCUACAGACGUACAACUGGAGUGCUACGUUGAGGCCUACCCCAAUACAGUCAAUUAUUGGAUUAAAAAUAGAGGAGAAAUGUUGCUUAAUGGGACGAAGUAUUGGAUCAAGGAGGAAAGGAGCGGGUACAAAGUGUACAUGUGGUUGGUGAUAAGAUCCUUCUCCUCCUCCGACAGCGGCACCUACAAUUGCGUAUCGACGAAUUCGUUAGGAAAAGCAGAGGGCACUUUAAGAUUAUACGGUGAGAAAUAUCCGUUGGGAAACUUUCGAUUCAAUCACGACGAACGGAAAUAAACAUCCUCGCCAUACAAUUUAUUUACAUUACCUCUAACACACAUACAAAUUUCGACAUGACCACCCAUUCAUAUGUACAGCGAAUCUCGCAAUUACUCUUCUACCGAAUAAAUCGAAUUUUCCAACGCGAACUCCAAGUUGCCCAGCAUAUUUUUCACAGUUUUGUUGCCUACGUCUUUGCACACGUGGAUGUUCCGUAUGAAUUCUUUUUUGUUCAUAGCAGGACAAAGCUGUUGCCUCGAGUCCGUAUGCACGUUGAACUCCUUCAUCAAAUAAGAGGAUUUCAGUAUGCCGCUUUGUAAAUUUGUGUCGUCGAAAAUGUGUUCUUCAUUGCCAUCGUUAGAGUUAUCAUCGUUGUCGUUCUCAUCAUAAUUGAUGUCAGUAUUGUUGUCAUUACGGCAAUCCCCGUUACCAGCAUUUUCAAAGUGUUCGGAUUUGUUGGGACUGGAAUUUUUCGUUAUGCGAGCUUGAAGCUCCUCGAUUUUUGCCAAAAAUUCCGCUUCUUCAUCUUCGUUAUCGGAAGCUUGAAUGCCCAUUUCAUUGCUUAUAGUACUUGUUUGGUUCGACACGUCUUCUUGGAAGCUAUCCAGUACCAUUUGGUUGGUCUGCUUUUUGGGACUAGAGGGAGGAUUGGUCAUUUCUGUACAAGAGUUUACCCAACUGUAUGCUUUAAUUUGAUCGACUUCGAAACGAACUUUCUGUUGUACUUUGGGACUGUUCGUAUUACCUUGGAAUUCGAACUUGGUUGUUUCUUCGUCCAAUUUCAUAGCAUCAUCGAAUUUCUUGUAUAAGCUCUCCAACGUGCAUCUUUCCUUAACACUUUUGUAAUACGACGGUGACAGAUUUUGCACAUCUUUGUUCAACUCUUUCAGUUUUCUUCGCAUUGUGGACAAACUGGACGAUCUCUGAUUGUCGCAAUAGGAGUGACAGCUUCUCAGUUUGGGUCGCGGAGACGCACUCGUUUGAACUUCUACUUGCUUCCGCUUCAUAUCAAUCAUUUCCUUGAUAUGCUUCAGUUGCUCGUCGGCCACGUCCAAUUCUCUGUUGGUUCUAUCCAAAACUGUUGACGCGGUGUGAUGUAUGUUUAUCUUAGAAUCCUUCGAUAAGUUGUGUUGCAAGGAAGAGAGUUUUCUGAUUAAUUCGUAUGGUUUUGGAGGCUUGGGACUCUUGGGAAUCGGAGCUUUAGCGAUCUUCUUCAGUUUAUUAGGCUCUGCCUUCGGUUCUCCUCCCAUUAUGGGCAUCUCCAGUUGGAUGGUGUUGACGUUGAUGCGCGGCCGUUCUUGGUACGUCUUUUUGCCGGAUAACGGUUUCGUUCCAUGAUUUUUACUGAACAGAUGCCCGUAGAUUCUUUGGAAUUCUCGAAUGUCGAUCGACGAGUUUUUCGGUAUUUCCUUCGGCGGUACAGCGUACACCGUGAGAGGGCUAACGAUAGGUUCCUCUGUUUUGUAAAAGACAGUUCGGCUCAUUGUAUUUUUAAAAAAUGUGCUUUACUGUCAUUUUGACAUAAGUUAUUGAUUUUGAAAUAACUACUUUUACUAAUAACUAGCUUGUAUAGUGCAUAAUACUAUGUAUAAUGGCUUAUUGGAAUAAAAGAUAAGCUCUUACAUCUUCUGUGUAAUAACUUCUGUAUAUAAUUUUAAUAAAUUUACGAAUUUCAGAAAUAAAAGUCGGACCGGAUCAUCACAACAAUAACGUAAUCGUAGGUGGGUUAGCAGAGCCUGCGAGAGGCCAUCGAUCCAGUACGUUAAAUUCGGCGGCUUUUGUCAGCCCCUGCCUCAUAGCGGUGACAUCCACAUUAGCGGAAUUAUGGUGGAGGUGACAGAGCUAAAUGGAUUUUUCGAAAAUUUCGUAUUAACUCCGGAAAUUCUUUUUUGCUGUAUAAAAAUUGUGAGAAGAGACGUAAUAUUAAGGUUUUUAAAUUAGUGGUAGGUGCCGAGUUUCCUACUGUCAAUUAAGAUUAAUAUCCGUAUUUUUAAAUUAAAAUGUAAUUAAUACCUAAUUGAAGAAGUUAUUUGUAAAUAUUCCCAUAACUUUGAAUCAUUGUUUGUGAAUAUGUACUUCAUGCUUUCAUGACAACGUGUACAUAUCAGCUUUCAACUCUAUAGAUAGCAAAAAUGAGUCUGAUAAAAUUAGAUUUUUUAACAACGUUUUAAUACCGAUCUACUGUAUUUGAAUUGAAGCUCAUUGUAUAAAAUCUUUGUUAUUUAUUAAAAACUAUUAUUUCGAAAUGACCUGGCCUAACUCUCUCAUUUUUAUCAUCGAAUAUAAAAAGUAUUUCCCAAAUUCUAUUGCAGUACAAUUAUAGAAGACUAUAUUAGUUUCCCCACGACUGGCUAUAUCAGGAUAAUCAAUUCAUAAUUAUUUUUAUUAAGAUAAUAAAAUUAAUAUUCAAUAAAGUUGUGGUCAAAAAUUAUUUAUAACAUUAGGUACUACUGGAAAUUUAACUGUAAGUGUGUAUUUUUUUUGUAAAAAAAACCUUUUCAAAUUCUAGAUUUUGAAAG